AUGCAAAUGGGAAGCAUGCUGAAAUUGGUGCUCGUUGUUUUGUUGGCCUUUCUAGUUCAGUACGUCUUUAAGACACUGUAAGUUUUGUUUUUAACUAGAGAAUAGAGAACAGCAUUUAUUUAUCACUCAGGUUGAUGUUCGAUAUAAACAAAAGAACGUACAACCACAGGCCGGGAGAGUGCAGGAAAGUGGAAGGGCCUGUGCACGGAUCGGAGGACAUCGCCGUCGUCGAAGAGAAGAACGUCGCAUUCGUCACCUCCGGCAUCGUCUAUUUGAAUCCGGAUCCGACGCACGCCACAUGGAAGGGACAAGUGUUUUUAUACGAUUUGACGAAGAGAACGUACAAAGCAGAGUCGCUGCCCAUUCUCAAUUUGGAAGAGCCGGACUCAUUCUAUCCGCACGGCAUUUCCCAUUGGAUUCUGAAGGAUGGGUCCGUCCGUCUCUUCAUUGUGAACCACUCGGGAUCAUUCGAACAUUCCAUUGUGAUUCUUGAUUUCGAUGAAGCGAAGAGACAGUUGAAGCACGUUCGGACUGUGAAAAACGAGAAAUUUGUCCGUCCGAAUGACCUAGUCGCCACCGGGGAGAACUCAUUUCUGCUGUCAAAUGAUGGAGGGGCUCAGACGAGAUUGGGAAACGCUCUGGAAAUGUUCACCGGGAUUCACAAGGGAGGGAUCGUGUACUUUGAUGGAACGGUUCGGAAUAGUCGAAUUUAGGAUGAUCGGCUUUGUUUCAGAAUUCCAAAUAUCUUCUAGAGAAUGACGUUGCGAACGGAAUAAUUCUCUCGCGAGAUCGGAAGACUCUGUUCGUUUCCCACAUAAACCAGGAGACAAUCGGAGUCUUCGAAUGGGAUCAGAAGAACGUGGCGAUCCGAAAAAUCUCCGAAAUUGAAACUCUCACAGGCUGUGAUAACUUUUACAUUGACCAGAAAAACCAUUUGUGGUCGGUGAGUAUCAGCACUUUCCCCGCAAAAACUCUCCCUCUCCAAUUCGUUUCAGGGCUGUCAUCCAGUGCUCAAAGACGCUGUCGCCCACAUCGCCGACUACACAAACCCGUCCCUUCAUUCGCAAUCGCAAGUGCUCCGCUUCAAGUUCUCCUCCGAUCUGAAAACGGCCGAAAUGGUUGAAGUGUACUCGGACGACGGCAGAUUCACGAGUGCGAGUGCCGUCGCGACGCCCUUCGAUGACGGAAAACAACUGUUGAUCGGAACGGUUUUCCGCGAUUUGACCCAUUGUGAUAUUGUGGUGCCACUUGAUUUUUGA
Messenger RNA from Caenorhabditis sp. 36 PRJEB53466, 1259 nucleotides. Lineage: Eukaryota; Metazoa; Nematoda; Chromadorea; Rhabditida; Rhabditidae. The record is from the annotation of a GenBank genome assembly.